Molecule: messenger RNA, 570 nt
Organism: Quercus robur (English oak)
Lineage: Eukaryota; Viridiplantae; Streptophyta; Magnoliopsida; Fagales; Fagaceae
Product: long chain base biosynthesis protein 2b-like
Exons: 6
Coding region: 1-570 (189 amino acids)
Biological process (GO): ceramide biosynthetic process; sphingosine biosynthetic process
Cellular component (GO): serine palmitoyltransferase complex
Molecular function (GO): serine C-palmitoyltransferase activity; pyridoxal phosphate binding
Source: RefSeq, a predicted model, not a curated record
AUGGGGUAUGUAACAAACUCUGCUAUCCUCCCAGUCUUGAUUGGGAAGGGCAGUUUGAUCAUCAGUGAUUCUUUGAACAAUAACUCCAUUGUCAUGGUGCACGAGGAUCUGGAGCAAAAAUUCACGUUUUCCAGCACAACAGCAUACAUAUAUUUGGAUGAGGCCCACAGCAUUGGAGCAAUAGGAAAAACGGGAAGAGGUGCCCAAAAAUUUGCUCGAGUACGGGAGAAUAGCAACUUUUUUAGGUUGGAACUGCAGAAAAUGGGUUUCGAGGUUCUUGGUGAUAAUGAUUCUCCAGUAAUGCCAAUUAUGCUUUACAAUCCAGCAAAAAUCGUAGCUUUCUCACGAAAGUGCCUUAAGGAGAAUGUGGCUGUUGUGAUAGUGGCAUUUCCAGCAACCCCGCUGCUGUUGGGAAGAGCUCGUAUAUGCUUAUCCACUUCUCAUACUAAGGAAGAGCCGGUCAAAGCCUUGGAGGUAAUCAGUCAGGUUGGUGAUCUGGUGGGUAUAAAAUUCUUUGGUGCUGAACCAAAGAAGCAGCAACAAGAGGAAAAGAUGCUGAAGUUGGAAUGA